Amoebophrya sp. A120 is the source of this 3713-nucleotide messenger RNA. NCBI's taxonomy places the organism in Eukaryota, Dinophyceae, Syndiniales, Amoebophryaceae. The record is from the annotation of a GenBank genome assembly.
AGGAACCGCAUUGCCUGGCAACAUCUUCAUCUUCAUCUUCUUCGACCUGAGGAGUUACACAAUAAAGAACGGCAUUCCCACCUUCUGUAAAUCUAAAUGAGGGAGCACAAGAAACUGGAACUACUAGGAAUUUUGAAAUAGUAACGACCACGCCAUCAAUAGUUUUCUACACCCGUAGUUAUUUGAAUUUAUUAUUUUGUCAUUUCUUUGUUCUCUUACGCUUGCAUUGUGGCGAGCAACAUCAUACGUAAAGGUAAAAGCGUAUCAACCUAUUUUAUCAGACGAACCGCUGAAGCAAUGGGAGGGGAUUCGCGCGGCCGUCGGGAUCGCUCCCCCCGUCGCGGAAAAGAUGGACCCCCGCGCCGUCGCGACAGCCGCGAUGCCCGUCGGGGCCGUUCGCGUGACCGCGGGAUGUACAAAGGUGGUCACUUCGAUCGCGACGGGCCGAAAGGGGCCCGUGGGAAGGGCAAGGGCCCGGGGAUGGAAGACAACUACGACCCGAAAUUUGCCCAGGGACGGGCGAACUCGCUGCGCGUUCUCGUGCCCUACUCCGCGCAAAAAGCGAUCAUCGGCGUCGCCGGGUCGAAUGUGCGGGAGAUUGGCACCAAUUGCGGGGUCUUUCUCAACGUGUCGGCGAAACCGUUCACGAGUGGAGAUAACUGUACGGAUCACAUUGUCAGUAUUUCGCCAAGGCUGCAGGUAUUGAUGGCUUGUGGUUGUGUUCAUCUUGCAGAUCGUUGUGCAUGAGAAGAAGGACCUCCACAAGAUCUUCCGUAUUAUCUUUACUUUGUGAUGCGUUCUCGUACACGCUGAUUUCGAUGGAUUUACGAUGCAGAGGACCCUCCAUCUUCUACUGGUGCAGCUAACAUGGUUCUGAAAUGAAAAUGAUCCAGCUCGCGGGGUACGACCACGCGAUUGACCAGUGCGCUUUGGCGAUGAAGAACGUGAUGAAGCUCGUCUUCCCGGAGACCGAUCGUGAUCAGUACAAGUGUAUUUUCCUGGCCCCCACGAAAUUGAUGGCUUUGGUCGUUGGUACGAAAGGCGCGCGGAUCCAGCACCUGCGGAAACACUACAGAGUGGACGUGCAGAUCGACAGCAAGCCGGUACAGCAACAGUUCGACGCGGAGCUGGUAUGCAUUCUUGCAAAAGGGUCGCACUGGUAGAAAUCGCAUGACAAUUUUUUUUUUCCGCAGCGUGAGACAUGAAAUGUGUGAUGCGGAUUUACUUCGAGAAGUAGAUUUGUUCUUGUAAUGCGCCUUGACUGCGAUUGAUACUACGAGUGCGAUACUUUUGCAGUGCAUAGCUGGAACUGACAGGCAAGCUGACCGACGUGAUGAAAGUGGUGAACUUAUUGAACGACGUCUUUCAAGUGUUUUACGACGACCGGUCGCAGUCGGAGCAGCGGCGGAGACAGAUGGACGAAGCAAAAGAGGACAAGGCAAACCGGGGUUACGAAAACGCGGGUCCUCCGGCGGUGUCUGGCGGCGAGAAGGGGAAGGGAAAGGAUCGUGACCGGGAAGAAGAUCGUGACCGUGGUGGUCGAGGAGAGCGUGACCGUGAGGACGAUCGUCGCCGGGACCGCGAGCGAGACGACCGUCGCGGGCGGGUAUGCAUUGCAAAAAUGUCUGGGUCUGGAAGGAUCCGAACUUGUCAUGCAAACUCUGGAUUACACAAUAAUUUGUGUUGCGUGAACGCCAAAAGCUGUCAACUUUUUGCUACGCAAAUAGCGAGUUUCUCAUGCAGGAUAAGCAUCAAGCCACCCGAAGAAAACUUGUAAUGCUGCUGCGCGCAUUCCAGAGCAUCUGAGUGAUCCAAAACAUGCAUGACAAACUUGCGCAAUCUUCCAGACCCAGACAUAUUUGCAUUUGAUAACGAGAGGAACAGCACAACAAGGUAACUACUACGUCUGAUCAAGAAAAUGACGUCAAAUUCUUGAAAUCCACUACUGCUACAUCAGCUGCAACUACCAAUGAGAUGAAGACUACUGCCAGAACUAGUACAACUGACAGGCAUCAUCAACAAAAACGACAGAAUAGAAACGAUAAACAAAUACCUCAGCAUGAUGAUGAGAGGACCUCUAGUCGUCAACAAGAUUUGCACACAAAGACACUACUGAAAACUUCUGACCCUGCCGCAACGGGGGGGACCAAAGCUGCAGGAGCGGCGGCUGCUACGACUGAUAUUACACCGGGGAAGAUCGACGACCAGAGUCGCAAGCCGCGGCCGGUGAAGCCGAAAAAAAUUCGGGCUUUUCUCGACAAUAUACAAACCGACAGCGAAAAAUCCGACGGCAGUCGCAGUUGCAGCGAGUUUCGUGGGGAGGGUAGAUUGGCUGCCAUGAAGAGACUGAAGGAAGAGAGAGAACGUCUGUUGAAUCAAAACACCAAGGAUUCGUCGCGACGCAAUCCGUUCUUCCAUAAAAGUCGGGAACACGAACAUCAAAGCGAUGAAGACGCAAAAAGCGAGCGUGGUAGUGUUGACAUCAAAAGCAGAAACAACAGUCGCGCAGAUUCGUCUCGCUCUGGCCGCUCUAUCUCUGCUUCUAGAAACAGGAACAAGAGCUGCAUCAAAAGUCGUGACAAGAAUGAUGGCAACAACCAACCACAACAGACCAACGAGGAAUCGCAAGAGAACCGCUUCUACGCAUUGCAAAUAUGUCUGGGUCUGGAAGAUUGCAACUUGUCAUGCUAGAUCUGAAUCAUACAGAAAUCUGUGUUGCAUAAGUGCCAAAGGCUGUCCACUUUCUAUCGACGAGGAGUGGAGAGGGAGUUUCUCAUGCAGAGUAGGCAUGAUAACGACCUCACAGAAUGUGUCAUGCUAGCUCCCGCAUUCCAGACCUUAUGGGUCAUGGAAAACCUGCAUGACAAAACUUGCAUCUUUCCAGACCCAGACACUUUUGCAAUCCAUAGCUUCUCCCGUCGUAAUCAAGAUUCGAAGACGACCACUGCCGACCGACAGGACGACGAGAUUUCGCAUCGUGGCCUAUGACUUGCAAAAGUUUUAUACUACGCUUACAGAAAUAUGCAUGACAAGUUAUUUCGGCAAACUUUUAUUCUGUGCUGACGUAUGUCAUGCUAAUGUUGCAUAGUGAUACAUAGUACAUAGCCCUUCGCAGCUCGCACUUCUGAUGGUGAGACACCGCAAAGAACUUCGAUAUCUUCGUAAAGAUGAAGGAGCUGAAGCUGUAGCUUGCGCAUGCGCCGCCAGUGAGGUGCCUAGAAGUACUUUUGCGCAUGUCAUAAGCUGGCAAGACCCGCGACCACACCUCCAAGCCCCGCGCGGGGGAUCGUGGCGCUCGUAAUGUGGAUCGCGAGCGGGAAAAGCAACGCGGAAACACGACCCGGGACUCCAUGGGAGGCGGUGCAGUCGGGCCGCCGCCCCGGGCCUACAUCGCGACACACAACCCGCGACCGUUUACCAUGGUGCCGGACAUUCCGAUCGCGGAGCAGCUGACCUGUCUCGUGAAAAUCCCGGAUAUCCCGGAGUUUUUCUCGACGCAGGGCAUUGUCGCGCUGGACGACACGAAACAGGAAAUGGACGAAAACUUUUUUCUCCUGGACUUGCGACAGCGAGUCAAGGGCUUGGGAAGCGUGGAAUCGAUCUUCUUCUCGCGUGGAAAACCGCUGACGCAGAUUGAGGUCCGGGCGACGGAGGGAAUUUUGCCGUACAUCGUCUCCCAGGUGGUGGAACAGGUCCGGCUGGUCACCAUGUAA